CACACAUUUCCCUCUCUCCUUUUGCAUUCGGCCAUUUCCUGUUGGACCGCAAUAAGACAUAAUGGGUAUCGACAUCAGAAAGCACCACGAGAAGAAGCGUGCUCGCGCCGCUCCCAAGUCUGACAACGUCUACUUGCGCCUGCUCGUCAAGCUCUACCGCUUCCUUGCUCGCCGUACCGAGUCCAACUUCAACAAGGUCGUUCUCAAGCGUCUCUUUAUGUCGCGUGUCAACCGUCCUCCCGUCUCCCUCUCUGGUCUCGCUCGCUUCACCGCCGGCAAGGAGGACAAGAUCGCUGUCGUUGUUGGAACCAUCACCGACGACAACCGCUUGCUCGAGGUCCCCAAGGUCACCGUUGCCGCUCUCCGUGUCACUGAAACCGCUCGUGCCCGUAUUCUGGCUGCUGGUGGCGAGAUCCUCACCUUCGAUCAGCUCGCUCUCCGCUCUCCCCUUGGCAAGAACACCGUCCUGAUCCGCGGUCGCCGCAACACCCGCGAGGCCGUCAAGCACUUUGGUGCCGCCGGUGUCCCUGGCUCCCACGUCAAGCCCUACGUCCGAUCCAAGGGACGAAAGUUCGAGCGCGCUCGUGGCCGCAGAUCUUCUCGUGGCUACCGCAACUAAGUGCCAAAUACAGACUCAUUAUGUGAAAAGGACGAUUCCUGGUGGUUUUGACCAAAUACACUGGGGAUGGAUCAUAUCCGUCUAUAUGCAUUUGGAGCUGGCAUUUUUAUUGUCGAUGGUUCAAUAAAGCUCUCGGUUCAACAAGAA
Molecule: messenger RNA, 766 nt
Organism: Polychytrium aggregatum
Lineage: Eukaryota; Fungi; Chytridiomycota; Chytridiomycetes; Polychytriales
Product: ribosomal protein L18e/L15P
Exons: 4
Coding region: 62-619 (185 amino acids)
Biological process (GO): translation
Cellular component (GO): ribosome; cytosolic large ribosomal subunit
Molecular function (GO): structural constituent of ribosome; RNA binding
Source: RefSeq, a predicted model, not a curated record